Messenger RNA from Cariama cristata (Red-legged seriema), 1824 nucleotides. RefSeq names its product phenylalanyl-tRNA synthetase, beta subunit (gene FARSB). The record is from RefSeq and is a predicted model, not a curated record. Gene Ontology annotation, biological process: phenylalanyl-tRNA aminoacylation. Gene Ontology annotation, cellular component: cytoplasm; phenylalanine-tRNA ligase complex. NCBI's taxonomy places the organism in Eukaryota, Metazoa, Chordata, Aves, Cariamiformes, Cariamidae. The transcript is spliced from 16 exons. The annotation marks the transcript as partial. Gene Ontology annotation, molecular function: magnesium ion binding; RNA binding; ATP binding.
CUGAUGAAGAAUUUGAUGAACUUUGCUUCGAGUUUGGUUUGGAGCUUGAUGAAGUUACAUCUGAGAAAGACAUUAUAAGUAAAGAAAAGGGUGAAGAAAAGGCAAAGGGUGCAUCUGAUACCGUUCUCUAUAAAAUUGAUGUUCCUGCCAACCGUUAUGAUCUUCUUUGUCUUGAAGGGCUGGUCCGAGGACUGCAGGUCUUUAAAGAAAGGAUAAAUCUCCCUAGGUACGAAAAGAUAAUACCAGCUCAGGGUGAAGGUCAGAGGCUGAUUAUCGCUGAAGAGACUGUCCAAGUCCGUCCUCAUGCUGUAGCUGCAGUCCUUCGUAAUAUAACUUUUACCAAGGACCGUUAUGAUAGUUUCAUUGACCUCCAAGAAAAACUACACCAAAAUAUUUGCAGGAGAAGAGCGUUAGUAGCAAUAGGUACCCAUGACUUGGACACCAUCUCUGGUCCAUUUACUUAUACAGCUAAACCACCUUCUGAAAUUAAAUUCAAGCCCUUGAAUCAAUCCCAGGAGUACACAGCUUCACAAAUUAUGGAUCUGUAUAGGACUGACAGCCACCUUCGGCACUAUUUACACCUAAUUGAAAACAAGCCACUUUAUCCUGCCAUUUAUGACAGCAAUGGUGUUGUUCUGUCCAUGCCACCAAUCAUCAAUGGAGAUCAUACAAAAAUAAGUGUAAACACCAGAAAUGUGUUUAUUGAAUGUACAGGCACAGAUAUUACAAAGGCAAAAAUUGUUCUUGAUAUUAUAGUCACGAUGUUUAGUGAAUAUUGCGAGAAGCCAUUCACUGUUGAAGCAGCAGAAGUAGUUUAUCCUAAUGGGAAGACCCACAUCUAUCCGGAACUGGCUUACCGAAAAGAGAAAGUGAAACCUGAACUCAUUAACAAGAAAAUAGGAAUCAGUGAAACUCCAUCAGGCCUUGCAAAGCUGCUGACUAGGAUGUGUUUGAAGUCACACGUCAUAGGGAAUGGGAACAAUAUAGAGGUUGAAAUCCCUCCUACCAGAGCGGACAUUAUCCAUGCAUGUGAUAUCAUAGAAGAUGCAGCAAUAGCUUAUGGUUAUAACAACAUUCAGAUGACUAUUCCGAAAACGUACACCAUAGCUAAUCAACUCCCCCUCAAUAAGCUCACAGAACUUCUGAGACUGGACUUGGCAGCUGCUGGAUUCACUGAAGCACUCACUUUUGCCCUGUGUUCUCAAGAAGACAUUGCAGAUAAACUUGGCAUGGAUAUCUCUGCAACAAAAGCAGUGCGCAUAGCAAACCCCAAAACUGCAGAAUUUCAGGUGGCACGUACAACCCUCCUUCCUGGGCUGCUGAAAACUAUUGCUGCUAAUCGAAAGAUGCCCUUGCCUCUCAAACUCUUUGAGAUUUCUGACAUUGUAGUAAAAGAUCCCAAUGCAGAUGUAGGUGCGAGAAACUACAGGCAUUUCUGUGCAGUUUAUUACAACAAGAGCCCAGGGUUUGAGAUUAUCCAUGGUUUGCUGGACAGGGUCAUGCAGCUUCUUGAAGUACCACCAAAUGAAGAGAAUGGCUACACAAUCAAGGCGACUGAAGGCUCUGCUUUCUUUCCUGGUCGCUGUGCUGAGAUCUUUGCCAAAGGUCAAAGCAUUGGGAAACUUGGAGUCCUACACCCUGAUGUUAUCACCAAGUUUGAACUUACCAUGCCAUGCUCUGCCCUAGAAAUCAAUAUUGAGCCCUUCAUAUGAAGAUGGGAGUUUUCUCCUCCUCCAGCCAUCCACUGUCACAUGCAGCAUCCUCUGCUUUUUUGCCUUCCUCUCUGGGAAACAUCCACUUACGCUUUUAUGUUCCAAUAAACUA